Cataglyphis hispanica is the source of this 1896-nucleotide messenger RNA. RefSeq names its product dynein axonemal heavy chain 12-like. The record is from RefSeq and is a predicted model, not a curated record. The transcript is spliced from 8 exons. The coding region runs from base 1 to 1896 and encodes 631 amino acids. Lineage: Eukaryota; Metazoa; Arthropoda; Insecta; Hymenoptera; Formicidae. Gene Ontology annotation, cellular component: dynein complex. Gene Ontology annotation, biological process: microtubule-based movement. Gene Ontology annotation, molecular function: dynein light intermediate chain binding; dynein intermediate chain binding; ATP binding.
AUGGGAGCUUCCACUACUUACCGCAUAGCUGCUACGUCUGUGUUAGUAGUAUCUCUGCUGCGAUACAGGGCUAUACGUAUACGCUAUGACGUAGCAGCUACGUCUGUGUUAGUGGAGAAACAGAUGGUACGAUCAGUAAGAGAGGAAAUCUAUUUAAGUUAUUUGGACUACGAGAUAAACGAACGAAUAGCAUGGGUGCUUAUUUGGCCUGGCAUGGUUGUUCUAUGCGUUUCGCAAAUCUAUUGGACUCUCGAAGUACAAAAUUGUUUAGUUGAUCAUGCACCCUUUGCGAUGGAAUCCCUUUACGAGAAAUUAAAGGUUGAAAUCUUGAAAUUGGUCAUUCUAGUUAGAGGACAACUAUCCAAGCAAAAUCGAACAACAUUGAACGCUCUUAUUACUAUCGAUGUACAUGCAAUGGAUGUCGUUAAAUCUCUUAGUGAAAAACGGAUCACUGAUGAAAUGGACUUUGAAUGGUUAGCUCAACUUCGUUAUUAUUGGGAGGACGAAGUUUACGUCAGACUUAUCUAUUCGACAAUAGAAUAUGCUUACGAAUACAUCGGUAAUUGUCCACGUCUCGUAAUCACGCCUUUGACUGAUAGAUGCUAUCGCACGUUAAUCGGUGCAUAUUCUUUGCAUCUGAAUGGUUCACCUGAGGGUCCAGCAGGAACUGGCAAAACUGAAACAACCAAGGACUUGAGUCGAAUUAUUGCUGUGCAAUGUAUAGUAUUCAACUGUUCCGAAGGUCUCGACUACAAGAAUAUGGGCAAAUUUUUUAAGGGUUUGGUGAGCUGCGGCGCGUGGUCCUGCUUCGAUGAGUUUAAUCGUAUUGAAUUAGAAGUCCUGUCAGUCGUGGGUCAACAAAUAUUAUGCAUAGUGCAGGCAGUACGUGCCGGUUUGGAGACGUUUGUUUUUGAAGACACUGAACUCAUAUUGAAUCCGGCUGUUUUUAUAUGCAUUACAAUGAAUCCUGGUUACGCCGGUCGCACGGAAUUGCCAGACAAUUUGAAAGUCUUAUUUCGCACAGUCGCCAUGAUGGUACCAGACUACGCCAUGAUCGCUGAGAUUUUUUUAUAUUCUUCAGGCUUUGGCUUCGCCCGCGAACUUUCUACAAAAAUUGUCACUACAUACAAACUCUGUUCUGAACAGUUGUCUACGCAAUCACAUUAUGACUAUGGUAUGCGUGCCGUCAAAACUGUUCUUUCUGCAGCACAGAGUCUGAAAUUGAAGCAUCCCAAUGAAGAUGAGGCUAUUCUUCUUCUACGUUCGUUGAUUGACGUAAACUUACCUAAGUUUCUAACACGCGAUAUACCACUCUUCCAGGGAAUAGUAUCAGAUCUUUUUCCGGGAUUAAUUCUACCUUCACCGGACUACACAGCGCUUUUUUCCGCAGUAAAUGAUAUUGCUAAAAAAAAAAAUAUUCAACCAGUAAGCGUGUUUUUAUUGAAAAUUGUGCAAACAUACGAAAUGAUGAUGGUCCGUCAUGGCUUCAUGUUGGUCGGAGAUCCAUUUGGAGGCAAGACUACUGCUCUUCACACUUUGGCCGAUGCUCUGACAUUGAUGUACGAACGUAAUGAUGAAAACAGCGCGCCGACUACAUACUUCGUUCUGAAUCCUAAAGCUAUUACUUUGGGUCAGUUGUAUGGUUAUUUUGACCCAGUGUCCUCUGAAUGGACCGAUGGAGUGUGUGCUUACAUUUUUCGAAAGUUCGUUUCGGAUAAUUCAUUUGAAAGGAAAUGGAUUAUCUUUGAUGGGCCAGUAGACGCCACAUGGAUCGAAAGUCUGAAUACAGUGCUCGAUGAUAAUCGCAAACUUUGUCUCACGUCUGGCGAAUCUUCUCUUUCGGUGACCAAGCCCUAUGGGAUUUUCAUGAAAACUUCCGCUUCUAGCUCGCCGUAA